UCCCUGAACCUCAAUUCCAUCACAAAAACCAUACUUAAGUGUCUGCAAUAGCCAAAAAGCAAGUAAAAACUCAAACAAGUGUUUUUUAAUUUUGAUCAAAGAUGGCACAAUACGGCAACCAAGACCAAAUGCGCAAGACUGAUGAAUAUGGAAACCAUGUCCAAGAAACUGGAACUCAUCAAGGUACCGGUAUGGGAGGCAUGCAGGCUGGUACUGGUGGUAUGAUGGGGGGCAUGGGUACUGGCGGUAUGGGUGGCACUCAAGGUAGCGGUACCGGUAUGGGUAUGGGUACUGGUACCCAUCACCAUGAGGGGCAACAGCAGCUUCGUCGAUCCGACAGCUCUAGCUCGUCGGAGGAUGAUGGAGAAGGUGGGAGGAGAAAGAAGGGGAUGAAGGAGAAGAUAAUGCAGAAGAUGCCAGGAGGAGGACAUGGCCAGCAGGAAGGACAAACAACAGGUGAAGGAGCUGGAGAGAAGAAAGGAAUGAUGGACAAAAUCAAGGACAAGAUCCCUGGGAUGCAUUGAGAAUACACACACCUUUGUUUUCAUUUCCAUCUUAUCUUAUCAAUAAGUACGGUCUAAAAAUUAGUGCUUGAUUUUAUUUCAUGCACUAAUUACUAGUAAUCGUCAUGUGAGUAAUUAUCUAAUUACGUACGUUGUGUGUUUAAAGUCGUGUAAGGGCAGUGUGCUCACGCUAUAUAUAUGUGUGUAUUGGCGGCCAUGCCCUGCCCCUUCUGUAUUUUUAAAGAAGAAUAUUGCUUCCAUAUGCUUGGAAAGCAAUGAUCGAUGUCCAUAUGCAUCAUGUUAAUGUGUGUUGUGAUGUCCCGUACGUGUUUAAUAAUGAUAAUAUAGUUUGAGUUUAAGUUGUGUUA
Solanum tuberosum (potato) is the source of this 871-nucleotide messenger RNA. RefSeq names its product abscisic acid and environmental stress-inducible protein TAS14. Lineage: Eukaryota; Viridiplantae; Streptophyta; Magnoliopsida; Solanales; Solanaceae. The record is from RefSeq and is a predicted model, not a curated record. The transcript is spliced from 2 exons. Bases 102 to 524 code for a protein of 140 amino acids. Gene Ontology annotation, biological process: response to water deprivation; response to abscisic acid; cold acclimation. Gene Ontology annotation, cellular component: cytosol.